Fonsecaea erecta is the source of this 2370-nucleotide messenger RNA. RefSeq lists its product as hypothetical. Gene Ontology annotation, biological process: mismatch repair. The record is from RefSeq and is a predicted model, not a curated record. Gene Ontology annotation, cellular component: MutLalpha complex. Gene Ontology annotation, molecular function: mismatched DNA binding; ATP-dependent DNA damage sensor activity; ATP hydrolysis activity. The transcript is spliced from 3 exons. Lineage: Eukaryota; Fungi; Ascomycota; Eurotiomycetes; Chaetothyriales; Herpotrichiellaceae. The coding region runs from base 1 to 2370 and encodes 789 amino acids.
AUGCCAGCAUCUUCGAGAUAUCCCUUCGCAGCCAACGAUGGGACUUUUCCCCGAAAAAUAACAGAGUAUUCUGCAUCUGACAGGCACACAAGAUGGCUGAACCCAUGGAUAUCGACACAGAUCCGCCGCGAGGCAUCAAACGCACGGCCGAGGAAGCGGGCUUGCCUCCUGAGGCUCCGCGUCGCUCUUGAUCAGGAUGUCGUCAACAAGAUUGCCGCCGGUGAAAUCAUCGUGGCCCCUAUGAACGCUCUCAAGGAGUUGCUCGAAAACUCCAUCGACGCUGGAUCAACUUCCAUCGAGGUUCUGGUCAGAGACGGUGGCCUCAAGCUCUUGCAGAUCACCGACAAUGGCCACGGAAUCGAGAAAGAUGACUUGCCCAUUCUCUGCGAACGAUUUACAACAUCCAAGCUGAAAAACUUCGAGGAUCUCAUGUCCAUUGGUACCUACGGUUUCCGAGGAGAAGCUCUCGCCAGCAUCAGCCACAUUGCCCACCUCAAAGUAACGACCAGGACUGCUAACUCCAGCUGUGCGUGGCAAGCGCGUUAUCAGGAUGGAAAGCUUACUGCCCCCCAACCUGGUCAGUCUCCCGACCCGAAACCCUGUGCUGGCCGGCCUGGCACUCAGAUCACUGUUGAAGACCUCUUCUACAAUAUCCCGAACCGUCGUCGCGCCUUUCGGUCUCCAUCAGAAGAGUAUGCUAAGGUGCUCGAUGUCAUCACCCGUUACGCUGUGCACCGCGAGGGUGUCGCCUUCUCCGUGAAGAAGCACGGUGAAACCGGGAUCGGUUUCUCAGUAGCUGCUGCCGCAACCAAAAUUGACCGACUGAGACAGGCCUAUGGUGGAAGUGUUGCAAAAGAGAUCAUGGAGUUUGGCACCGAAGAUUCUCGCUGGGGCUUCAGAGCUUCGGGCUAUGCUACCAAUGCUAACUACAGUUCUAAACGAACGAUGUUGCUCCUCUUCAUCAAUAACCGGUCAGUCGAGUCAUCAGCUGUCAAGAAAGCUGUUGAACAGACAUAUCAGUUAUUCCUCCCCAAAGGUGGACAUCCAUUUGUGUACCUCAGCUUGGACAUUGAUCCUGCCCGGCUUGAUGUUAAUGUACAUCCCACCAAGCGAGAAGUCCAUUUCUUAAACGAGGACGAGAUCAUCGAAUUGGUCUGUGCAAACAUCCGGGAAAACCUUGCAAAAGUCGAUACGAGCCGGACAUUCAAGACACAAACACUCCUUCCUGGAGUCACGCCAAUGACGCCCGUCAACCCAAGGACUCCGGCUCGGAAUCAAAUUCCUGCUGCAGAAGAAAGUACUGACAGAAGAACCUCAACCUCUAAAAAGCCCUAUGAGAACAAUCUAGUCCGCACUGACUCAAAAAUGCGGAAAAUCACUUCCAUGCUUCCACCGGCCUUGACCACUUCAACCUCUCUGGAUGAAACGCUGACAACUGCCGGCAUACAGUACGCAACCACCGAUCGAGAAUACUCCCGAGUGCUCCUCGGGUCCGUGAAGAAACUCCGAGCUGAUGUCCGUGACACAAUGCACAAUGGUCUUACGGAAGUAUUCGCUUCUCUAACCUACGUCGGUAUUGUAGACAGCAACAGACGACUCGCCGCCAUCCAGUCUGGCGUCAAACUAUACCUCGUUGACUACGGCAUGACCUGUAACGAGUUCUUCUAUCAAGUCGGAUUGACUGACUUUGCCAAUUUCGGGCUCAUUCGGUUCGAGCCUGCGCCGCACUUGAAGGAGCUUCUGGAUGUUGCAGCAGAGCAUCAAAUUUCAACUGAUCCUACCUGCACAGGCCUAGACAAAGGCCAAGUCGUUGACAAGGUAUAUGAGCAACUCAUGGAACGCAAAGACAUGUUAGAGGAAUAUUUCAGCCUCGAAAUCUCGGACGACGGUCAUUUGCAAACAAUCCCGCUGCUGUUGAAAGGAUAUACGCCAUCCAUGGCGAAGUUGCCCAUUUUCUUGCUGAGGCUGGGGCCUUUUGUGAACUGGACAGAGGAGGAAGAGUGUUUUCGUACGUUUCUGAGGGAAUUGGCGAGUUUUUACGUGCCGGAGAUAUUGCCAACGCCCAAAUCAGCGCCGUGUACGAGCAAGGACCAAUGCAGGGAGACGAAGGAGGCAGAAGGAGAUAUGGAAGACGUCGGGAGCGAGUUCGAAGUUGACGGGCGAGACACAUCUGCGUCUCGCCCUCUUACAGAUAACAGGGACGACGUCGAUGAAGCUACAGAGAAAAGGAGGACAGAACUCGAAUACGCACUAGAGCACGUACUCUUCCCUGCAUUCCGAUCAAGGAUCGUCGCCACACAAGGGAUGUUGAAAGGUGUCGUCGAAGUGGCCAACCUGAAGGGUCUGUACCGUGUCUUCGAGCGAUGCUAG